Molecule: messenger RNA, 462 nt
Organism: Suillus plorans
Lineage: Eukaryota; Fungi; Basidiomycota; Agaricomycetes; Boletales; Suillaceae
Exons: 10
Coding region: 1-462 (153 amino acids)
Source: RefSeq, a predicted model, not a curated record
AUGACCAUGGUCUCAGAUGAUCCCGCUUGGUGGCUGACCAUCAAUGCAAAUCGUUCUCUUAGCUAUUAUAUCGUUGCCGUCUUAGUUGGAGUGACAUAUGAUUGGGCACUUACAUUUGGACAAGAGGUGGAGCUGAUCUGGGUGCGCUACCUUGGAAUCUUAUCUGCUGCAUAUGUUCGAAAGGCUACACAAUUGGUGCUUACAUUCAUUGUCUUUGCUUCUUCUGACCAAUGGCAUUCAAUACAAUGCUCAAUUUCAUACAACGUGUGGAAUUGGAUAGUUGAUGUGGCAUAUGUAAUGCUGUGGGUCAUCAUGGUCACUCGGUUGCAUGCCAUGUAUCAGCGAUCCAGAAAAAUCCUGAUAUUCCUCAUUGUCACCUUCCUGGCUGUCAGCAUUCUUAACGGUGUGACUACCGUAAUGAUGACGAUGCAGAUUUCAGGGGGCGAGCUUAAUUGUGGAUGA